Salvelinus fontinalis (brook trout) is the source of this 6160-nucleotide messenger RNA. RefSeq names its product b(0,+)-type amino acid transporter 1-like. NCBI's taxonomy places the organism in Eukaryota, Metazoa, Chordata, Actinopteri, Salmoniformes, Salmonidae. Gene Ontology annotation, molecular function: L-amino acid transmembrane transporter activity. Bases 1322 to 3070 code for a protein of 582 amino acids. The transcript has 14 exons. Gene Ontology annotation, cellular component: membrane. Gene Ontology annotation, biological process: amino acid transmembrane transport. The record is from RefSeq and is a predicted model, not a curated record.
AACAUCCCUGGUCAUCCCUACUGCCUCUGAUCUGGAGGACUCACUAAACAGAGAACAUCCCUGGUCAUCCCUACUGCCUCUGAUCUGGAGGACUCACUAAACAGAGAACAUCCCUGGUCAUCCCUACUGCCUCUGAUCUGGAGGAUCCUGGUCACAGAUCUGUUAUUUAAAGAGAUCACCCAAUAUUAGCCUGGUCACAGAUCUGUUAUAUAAAGAGAUCACCCAAUAUUAUCCUGGUCACAGAUCUGUUAUUUAAAGAGAUCACCCAAUAUUAGCCUGGUCACAGAUCUGUUUGUGCUGUCAAGUCAACUGACUCUUUAGCGUACCCGAGGACAGGGUAAGAUAUCCUUCAGGAAGACCCAGAGUCACCUCUGCUGCAGAGGAUAAGUUCAUUAGCCCCAGCCUCAGAAAUCGCAGCCCAAAUAAAUGCUUCACAGAGUUCAAGUAACAGACACAUCUCCACAUCAACCGUUCAGAGGAGACUGUGUGAAUCAGGCCUUCAUGGUUGAAUUGCUGCAAAGAAACCACUACUAAAGGACACCAAUAAAAAGAAGACACUUGCUUGGGCCAAGAAACACGAGCAAUGGGCAUUAGACCGGUGGAAAUCUGUACUUUGGUCUAAUGGGUCAAAAUUUGACAUGUUUGGUUCCAACCGCCGUGUCUUUGUGAGACGCAGAGUAGGUGAACGGAUGAUCUCCGCAUGUGUGGUUCCCACCGUGAAGCAUGGAGGAGGAGGUGUGAUGGUGUGGGGGUGCUUUGCUGGUGACACUGUCAGUGAUUUAUUUAGAAUUCAAGACACACUUAACCAGCAUGGUUACCACAGCAUUCUCCAGCGAUACGCCAUCCCAUCUUGUUUGCGCUUAGUGGGACUAUAAUUUGUUGUUCAACAGGACAAUGACCCAACACACCUCCAGGCUGUGUAAGGGCUAUAUGACCAAGAAGGAGAGUGAUGGAGUGCUGCAUCAGAUGACCUGGCCUCCACAAUCACCCAACCUCAACCCAUUUGAGAUGGUUUGGGAUGAGUUGAACCGCAGAGUGACGGAAAAGCAGCCAACAAGUGCUCAGCAUAUGUGGGAUCUCCUUCAAGACUGUUGGAAAAACAUUCCAGGUGAAGCUGGUUGAGAGAAUGCGAAGAGUGUGCAAAGCUGUCAUCAAGUCAAAGGGUGGCUAUUUGAAGAUAUCUCAAAUAUAAAAUAUACUUUGAUUUGUUUAACACUUUUUUUGGUUACUACAUGAUUCCAUACGUGUUAUUUCAUAGUUUUGAUGUCUUCACUAUUAUUCUACAUCGUAGAAAAUAGUAAAAAUAAAGAAAAACCCUUGAAUGUGUUUGUGUGUCCAAACGUUUGACUGGUGCUGUACAUCACACCACAUAAAGAGAGACCUGAGACAGCAACACAGUAUGGUAGCAACACAUGAAAACACAGCAUGGCAGCAGCACACCAUGGUAACUGCACAACAUGGUAACUGCACAACACAUAGUACAAACAUUAUUGGGCACAGACAACAACACAAAGGGCAAGAAGGUAGAGACAACAAUACAUCACGCAAAGCAGCCACAACUGGUGACAUGGACGAAGACAGUAUGAGGAAGAGAAAGGACAUGUUUAAUGGAGGCCCCGGCCCAACCUCCAAUAUGUCUGCCUCCCACUCCAAGCCUGCUGAGGAGGACGUGAAGGCGACCGUGCUACAGAAGGAGGUGGGCCUUUUGAGUGGGAUCUGUCUGAUCGUAGGAACCAUGAUCGGCUCCGGCAUCUUCGUCUCCCCGAAGGCAGUGCUGCUGGAAACGGGAGCCGUAGGACCAUGUCUGUGUGUCUGGGCCGCCUGCGGGGUGCUGGCUACACUGGGGGCGCUGUGCUACGCGGAGCUGGGCACCAUGAUCACUAAGUCUGGAGGGGAAUACGUGUACCUGAUGGAGGCCUAUGGGUCAGUGAUGGCCUACCUCUACUCAUGGAGCACCAUCAUGGUUCUUCAGCCAUCCGCCUUCGCCAUCAUCGCCCUAAGCUUCGCAGAGUACACCUCCACGCCGUUCUACGCAGGAUGCACUCCUCCCAUUGUGGUCACCAAGUGUCUGGCUGUAGUGUGCAUAUUUCUGAUAGUGUCGGUGAACUGUCUCAGUGUGAAGCUAGCCAACUAUGUCCAGAACUUCUUCACUGCAGCCAAGCUUCUCAUCAUCCUGGUAAUCAUAGUGUCGGGCAUCGUCCUCUUGGCACAAGGAAACACUGAGAAUCUGUCCAACCCAUUUGAAGGAGCCUCAACCUCCUUUGGAUCCAUUGGACUGGCGUUUUACAACGGGCUCUGGGCCUACGAUGGGUGGAAUCAGUUGAACUUUAUAACAGAGGAGCUGAAAAACCCAAACAGAAACCUUCCCCUGGCCAUUAUCAUUGGUAUUCCCUUGGUAACUGUGUGCUAUGUGCUGGUCAACAUUGCCUACUUCAGCGCCAUGACCCCUACGGAACUACUGCAGUCUCCCGCUGUCGCUGUGACUUUUGGUGACAGAGUGCUGUACCCCCUGUCGUGGGUAGUCCCUCUGUUUGUCAUCUUCUCCACCUUCGGGGCGGCCAAUGGGAGCUGCUUCACUGCCGGCAGGCUGACCUAUGUGGCAGGAAGAGAGGGUCACAUGGUAAAGAUUUUGUCCUAUAUCAGUCUGAAGCGUCUCACUCCUUCCCCCGCCCUCAUCUUCAAUGGUAUUCUGGCCGUAUUCUACAUUAUCCCAGCAGACAUCAACACCCUGAUCAACUUCUUCAGUUUCGCACUGUGGGCUUUCUACGGCCUCACAGCUCUCGCUCUCAUCGUCAUGCGCUUCACCAGGAAGGAACUCAAGAGGCCCGUCAAGUGUCCCAUGCCCAUAGCAGUGCUGGUGGUGAUAGUGUCCUGCUACCUGGUCCUAGCACCUAUCAUAGACAAGCCAGAGCUGGAGUAUCUCUACUGUACCAUCUUCAUCCUCAGCGGUCUGCUGCUCUACUUCCCCUUCGUUCACCGCAAGUUCAGCUGGACGCGCAGAGUCAUGAGGCCAAUCACCACGUACCUCCAGCUGCUGAUGGAGGUCGUUCCUCCUGACAACAACGAAUAGAGGAAGAUAAUAAACAGCCUGAACUGACUAAUGUGGACAAAUGUCUUUACUGCAUCCCAAAUGGUACCCUAUUCCCUCUGUGGUGCACUACCCUAUAGGCCCUAGUCAAAAGUAGUGCACUACAUAGGGAAUAGGGUGCCAUUUGAGACGCAGACUUAGAAAACACAGACUGUCUCAUAAUGAAGGUACUGUACUGUCUCAUAAUGAAGGUACUGUACUGUCUCAUAAUGAAGGUACUGUACUGUCUCAUAAUGAAGGUACUGUACUGUCUCAUAAUGAAGGUACUGUCUCAUAAUGAAGGUACUGUCUCAUAAUGAAGGUACUGUACUGUCUCAUAAUGAAGGUACUGUCUCAUAAUGAAGGUACUGUCUCAUAAUGAAGGUACUGUACUGUCUCAUAAUGAAGGUACUGUACUGUCUCAUAAUGAAGGGACUGUACUGUCUCAUAAUGAAGGUACUGUCUCAUAAUGAAGGUACUGUCUCAUAAUGAAGGUACUGUACUGUCUCAUAAUGAAGGUACUGUACUGUCUCAUAAUGAAGGUACUGUACUGUCUCAUAAUGAAGGUACUGUCUCAUAAUGAAGGUACUGUACUGUCUCAUAAUGAAGGUACUGUACUGUCUCAUAAUGAAGGUACUGUCUCAUAAUGAAGGUACUGUACUGUCUCAUAAUGAAGGUACUGUCUCAUAAUGAAGGUACUGUCUCAUAAUGAAGGUACUGUCUCAUAAUGAAGGUACUGUACUGUCUCAUAAUGAAGGUACUGUACUGUCUCAUAAUGAAGGUACUGUACUGUCUCAUAAUGAAGGUACUGUACUGUCUCAUAAUGAAGGUACUGUACUGUCUCAUAAUGAAGGUAAUGUCUCAUAAUGAAGGUAAUGUCUCAUAAUGAAGGUACUGUCUCAUAAUGAAGGUACUGUCUCAUAAUGAAGGUACUGUACUGUCUCAUAAUGAAGGUACUGCACUGUCUCAUAAUGAAGGUACUGUACUGUCUCAUAAUGAAGGUACUGUACUGUCUCAUAAUGAAGGUACUGUACUGUCUCAUAAUGAAGGUAAUGUCUCAUAAUGAAGGUACUGUCUCAUAAUGAAGGUACUGUACUGUCUCAUAAUGAAGGUACUGUACUGUCUCAUAAUGAAGGUAAUGUCUCAUAAUGAAGGUACUGUCUCAUAAUGAAGGUACUGUACUGUCUCAUAAUGAAGGUACUGUACUGUCUCAUAAUGAAGGUACUGUCUCAUAAUGAAGGUACUGUCUCAUAAUGAAGGUACUGUACUGUCUCAUAAUGAAGGUACUGUACUGUCUCAUAAUGAAGGUACUGUACUGUCUCAUAAUGAAGGCACUGUCUCAUAAUGAAGGUACUGUAAUGUCUCAUAAUGAAGGUACUGUCUCAUAAUGAAGGUACUGUAAUGUCUCAUAAUGAAGGUACUGUACUGUCUCAUAAUGAAGGUACUGUACUGUCUCAUAAUGAAGGUACUGUACUGUCUCAUAAUGAAGGUACUGUAAUGUCUCAUAAUGAAGGUACUGUCUCAUAAUGAAGGUACUGUACUGUCUCAUAAUGAAGGUACUGUACUGUCUCAUAAUGAAGGUACUGUCUCAUAAUGAAGGUACUGUCUCAUAAUGAAGGUACUGUACUGUCUCAUAAUGAAGGUACUGUACUGUCUCAUAAUGAAGGUACUGUACUGUCUCAUAAUGAAGGCACUGUCUCAUAAUGAAGGUACUGCACUGUCUCAUAAUGAAGGUACUGUACUGUCUCAUAAUGAAGGUACUGUACUGUCUCAUAAUGAAGGUACUGUACUGUCUCAUAAUGAAGGUACUGUACUGUCUCAUAAUGAAGGUACUGUACUGUCUCAUAAUGAAGGUACUGUAAUGUCUCAUAAUGAAGGUACUGUCUCAUAAUGAAGGUACUGUAAUGUCUCAUAAUGAAGGUACUGUACUGUCUCAUAAUGAAGGUACUGUACUGUCUCAUAAUGAAGGUACUGUACUGUCUCAUAAUGAAGGUACUGUACUGUCUCAUAAUGAAGGUAAUGUCUCAUAAUGAAGGUACUGUACUGUCUCAUAAUGAAGGUAAUGUCUCAUAAUGAAGGUACUGUCUCAUAAUGAAGGUACUGUACUGUCUCAUAAUGAAGGUACUGUAAUGUCUCAUAAUGAAGAUACUGUCUCAUAAUGAAGGUAAUGUCUCAUAAUGAAGGUACUGUCUCAUAAUGAAGGUACUGUCUCAUAAUGAAGGUACUGUCUCAUAAUGAAGGUACUGUACUGUCUCAUAAUGAAGGUACUGUACUGUCUCAUAAUGAAGCUACUGUACUGUCUCAUAAUGAAGGUACUGUACUGUCUCAUAAUGAAGGUACUGUCUCAUAAUGAAGGUACUGUCUCAUAAUGAAGGCACUGUCUCAUAAUGAAGGUACUGUACUGUAUCAUAAUGAGACAGAGGCUCUGGUUGGCAGCAGCCGUCUACAUGAUCUGGUUCCCAAACUAAUUGACUGGAUACAGGAGGUCAAUGCCUGCGUCUAAAAUCCCUCCCUAUGGCCCUAGAGAACGGGGAGCCAUCUGAGACGCUGACAAUAUGCUGCUCUUGUACAAGACUAGAGAGAAAAUAAGAGACCAACAUUAUGUCAUUAUCUUUUGCUUUUUAUUUGUCCUCGACAUUGUUUAAAAUCCCUCAUGUUUGCGCUGUUCAAGCACUUCUAUAUUAUCUAUAUCUAUGGUUUCUAUAUUAUCUAUAUCUAUGGUUUCUAUAUUAUCUAUAUCUAUGGUUUCUAUAUUAUCUAUAUCUAUGGUUUCUAUAUUAUCUAUAUCUAUGGUUUCUAUAUUAUCUAUAUCUAUGGUUUCUAUAGUAUCUAUAUCUAUGGUUUUAAUAGUUAUUUGACAAGUUAAAAGACAUAUUUGUCCCUUGUUGUCUUCUAUCUCGUCCACCAGCGGCCAGUUGAACCUGGGGACACGGUUCAUCUUAUACUGCCUACUGUGUGAUGUCAUCGUGUCACUCUAAACUGAAUGUAGAAUUUAUACUACUGAAUUCAACGUUUCAAAACCUCUUCUCUUCUUGGACUUGAAAAGUAGAUAGUGAGUUGUUGUGUUUGUGAAUAAAACAGUUUACCCUUCAA